AUGUCGACAAGUGCUGGCAGAGGAGGCUUCCGCAGACACGUCAAAAGGACCGCUAGCGUCCAGACAGAAACUGCAGGAUGGAGCGAUCCGUUCCACUUGGACCCGUCCAUGAUUUACACGGUCAUGGGGGCUUUGAAAGUUGGAGGAUACCGUUCCGCGCAGCUCUACCUGGACGCAGCCAAGAAUUGCCACAUCGCACAGGGCCUCCCAUGGAGCGACCAGCUGCGACAAGCUUAUCGGGCAGCUGUGACGGGGCAUUGGCAAUUCGAAGCAGGCAGGAGGGCUCCCACUCGAGCAAGCCAACCCGUGGCUGCCACCGUCCUCGCCUCAUGGUGGCUCCUUCGAGAGAUCGAAGCUUCUAGAGCACGCAGGAAGCACAUCACCGUGAACGUGGCGGACUGCAGAGUCACCUGGCGACUUCCCAGCUCGAAGACAGACCAGGCAGCUUUGGGAGCAGAGAGGUCACACACCUGUUCGUGUGCGCUGCACUCACCCAACCUUUGCCCUUUCCAUGUCAUGAUUGGGCACCUGGCCAACCUGCCGGAAGCACCGGAUCAACCCAUCUUCCCCGCAGAGGACGACUCGAUCCCGGCGUCCAAGGAAGGGUGGGCCGAUACCUUCGAACAGCUUGCCAUGCACCUCGGCUUACCCGUGACUCACAGCAACGGUGCCCGUAUGUUUACGGGGCACUCUGCACGGGUUACGGGCGCACGUUUCAUGGCCGAGCACAACAUCGAACUAUGGCGCAUCCAACUGUUCGGGCGCUGGGGCUCUGACGUGUUCAUCCAGUACAUUCAGGAUGCACCCCUGAAGCAAUUGGACAAGUUGGCCCUUGAAUCCACUGCCACCAUGUCCGUUCAAAGAGCCCAAGAACAGCUCCAACUUUUACAGCAACGCAUAGCGUCCUGUAAGAGCCAAUUCAUGCACCCGGAGCCAGAUAUGCUCCAUGAUUGCGCCGCCGGGAUACCACAAAUCCCUGAGCACGACAACCGUCCUGGGGUGAUCAUUCAGAACACCGCGCGCGACGGGAAGUUUCAUGCAACUUUAAUUUACAAGCUCGAUCUUCCCCCCAAACAAUGGCGCACCCGUUGCGGAUGGCCGUUUGGGAAGAACCAAGCUGACUUUAAGGCGCAUGAGUCCGUUGACAGAAUGCCCCUGCGCGAUCGCUGCAGUAAAUGUUUUCCCAAAACCCACGCCACCCGAGUGGACACCCCAUCUUCCACCGACGACCAGCGCGCUGAAAGCGCAGGUGGGGAAGACUAA
Durusdinium trenchii is the source of this 1263-nucleotide messenger RNA. The record is from the annotation of a GenBank genome assembly. NCBI's taxonomy places the organism in Eukaryota, Dinophyceae, Suessiales, Symbiodiniaceae.